AUGUGGGAAUUCUACGACGACAAGACGAUUCUAAUCACUGGCGGAUCUGGAUUCGUGGGCACGGCCAUUGUUCAUCGUCUGCUCUCACAAACAUCCGCGAAACAUGUCUACGUGCUCUGUAGAGGUGGUUCCGGAAAACUUCGACAAAAAUGGGACAAAUGGUUACCCCUGUCGACAGUCGAGAAUCUUUGGGACCCAUGUCGUCUCACAGUUCUUGAUGGAGACAUACUUACCCCCAAUAUGGGGCUUGACGAACGAGACUCAAACAUCCUGCGAGGAGAAGCCAACGUCAUUAUUCAUGCAGCAUCUUCCAUCAACUUAGCGAAAUCUCUCAACGACUUAAAAAAUGUUAUAGUUGGAGCUAGCGAGAUGGUAGCCGGGUUCGCGUUAGGCUGCAAGUCACUUGACUGUUUUGUCUAUGUCUCAACGGCGUACGCCAAUUCACACCUUCACGCACAGAGUCCCAUGUUCGAAACCGACGUCAACGAAGAAGUUUACGAACUAGAUGUUUACAAAGAUGUCUAUGAAGAAUGGGUCGAUGUGCAGAAACUCGGGACGAGUCGGACGUUUGAAAUAUAUGAUUUCCCAUUCCCAUAUGCCUACGCAAAGCACCUGACAGAGCGUCUUCUUUUGUCCAUGUUCAAUGUUUCUGGUGCCAAGGACAAACUCUUGAUUGCACGACCCUCCAUCGUGGGACCGGCCCAGCUUCUUCCAUAUCCAGGGUACAGCGUCCCUACCUCAACACCCUCGACUAUGCUGGCAGCAAGUCUGGCCCUUCUGCCACAAUGGAACUUUUGCGUUGCGACAAGUUCGCGGGACCCAGAUUCAGAAAUCCAUACCGAUGAAGUCCCUGUAGAUGUCGUUGUUGACCGCCUACUCAGCCAUCUCGCAAUGGGGACACGGGGCUGCUUCCACGCAGUCAGUGGGAAGCGGGCUCGACUACGCUUGAAAGAAUGGUGGCAGCCAGCAGCACAGCUACGACGAAUCCCGUGGGGAUUGAACUUACAAUGGGUGUCAGCACAUUGGAGAUCUCCAAUUCAAAAUCCUAUUGCUCGGAUAUACGUUAUCCUCGGCACUUCCUUUGUAUUCCACGAGGAUAGAACAGUGUCAUUGAGUCAAGGAAUGUCAAAGGAAGACCAAGCAGGGCUGCAGCUUUUCACUGACAUCAACCUGGGUGACCACCUCCUUUCCCGACAGGAGGAUAUUCGCUACGUAAUGGACCAGAUUGCAUCCAAAAAUACUUGGGCAUGGCUAAUGUACAAGCUCUUUUAUUGA
This is a messenger RNA of Penicillium atrosanguineum, 1275 nucleotides long. RefSeq lists its product as uncharacterized. Gene Ontology annotation, molecular function: alcohol-forming very long-chain fatty acyl-CoA reductase (NADP+) activity. Lineage: Eukaryota; Fungi; Ascomycota; Eurotiomycetes; Eurotiales; Aspergillaceae. Gene Ontology annotation, cellular component: peroxisome. The transcript has 2 exons. The record is from RefSeq and is a predicted model, not a curated record. Gene Ontology annotation, biological process: long-chain fatty-acyl-CoA metabolic process. Bases 1 to 1275 code for a protein of 424 amino acids.